This is a messenger RNA of Phragmites australis (common reed), 984 nucleotides long. RefSeq lists its product as uncharacterized. Bases 17 to 790 code for a protein of 257 amino acids. The transcript is spliced from 6 exons. The record is from RefSeq and is a predicted model, not a curated record. NCBI's taxonomy places the organism in Eukaryota, Viridiplantae, Streptophyta, Magnoliopsida, Poales, Poaceae.
CCCUCCUCCGCCGCGCAUGCACGCGCCGCGCCUACAAGACAGACAGACAAUUCAACUCAGCAUUCACCCUCUUCUUCCUUCUCCUCUUUGUGUCCGCCGGAUCUCCUCUCCUUCUAGCCUUUGUCCCAUGCCAUCUCCUCUCCCUUGCCUCACCUCCUCCGCCGCGCGAUUGCUGCUGCUGCCAUCCUCUCAGCUAGCAGCUGCCCUCGCGCGCUACUCGUUUGAGAAGGAGGAAUUCUCCACGGCGACGGCAGCUAGUGGGACGGCCAUGGCGGGGUCGCAGGGGGAGGCGUCGCAGCCGCCGGCCGCCGGCGUCGCCGAGCGCAUCAUGCCGCAUCUCCUCAACAUGUAUGGAUCCCGUGCGACGGCGCGGGACUUUGAGAUUUAUGCGCCAAAUGCAACAUAUGAUGACCCGCUGAUGCGUGCUCAUGGGGUGAAGCAAAUCAAAUCAGCCUUUUACACACUUCCUAAGGUAUUCGGUGAAUCCAAGAUCGUGGAGUACACAAUACAAGAAAAUCCCACCGGAACGGGGAAAACCGAGGUUCUGAUCGACAACAAGCAGCAUUACAAGGUGUUCGGCAAGCCCGUGGAUCUGGCGUCGCUCAUCAGGCUCGAGGUCGUCGAUGGCAAGGUCGUCAAGCACGAGGACUGGUGGGACAAGAAGCCUCUGAAGAGCAAGGAGACGGUGGGGUUCCCGCUGCUGGGGCACAUGGCGCAGGCGAGCCGCCGGGGAGCCAUGCUGCUCACCCACGCACUCAUGGGAUUCGGCAAGGACUCCAGCUCCUCCUGAACCUCAACAGCAACAACCCAUACUCCGGUCCGGUGGUGGUUUUUUUGUCUGGGUAUUGGUUGCGCUGUAUUACUACUAGCUACUUUUCUAGAUUGUAUCAGUUCCAAAUAUUUAGAGGAUUCAGUCCUAAUACUGUAAUAGUUUUCGUGUAGAAUAUAAUAAAUUAUUUAAAAUAUCAAAACAUAUCUUAUUUA